UGAUCUCGUCCUACUAAAACUGCUAUUCGUGCUAAACUGAAAUCAGUCAGCUGAAAAUUUCGUUUAAGGUCAGUCGAUUCUGUGAACUGUUGGAUGUAAAAAUCAAUGUCCCACGGUCUUUCUUCAGCCUCUUGAUGCAUCUCCUUUCUUGAGCCGCCAGCCGGUGGCGUUCCCGCAUCGCCUCCCUGGAACCACUCCCCACCACCGGCCUCUGUCGCCCCAGCCGUCCGCCCCCUCGCACCACUGCCAUUCCCAACCCAGUGAUGGCGAGCCCCUUCCUUCUCUCCAGCGAGGUCCUCCCUUCUAAUGUGUGCCAAACUGAUUCGUGAUACAGUUCAAAUCGACUAUUCUCAUCAACUUCGAGUCUCUUCCCUCUGGUAUGACUGUCAUCAGCUCCUCUAUAAGAAGAGCUCAUCUUGAGUGUGAUUCGGAUCAAAACAAAUGGACGGAGCCUCGUUUUGCCGAAGCAAGUGUAGGCUGCACAAUGUCUUGAGCACUUGUUGCUUAACUCGCUGUACCCUGUGAGCAUCUGUCGAUUAGCAAUUGCCCUCUAGUUAUUGAUUAUACCCCGUGGAAGCCCGAAGCAUGACUCGAGUUGGAUUAGUCACAAUCUGUCACCUCCGUCUGACAUCAUCCCUUCCCGAUUGCGAAUUUCUCAAUGCGUAAUCAGUCUCUUCGCCAUCCACGCAACCUCGCCGUCGUCGACCAAAUCAGCAGCCUCGCGUGCCCACGACCAGGUCCAUGUCCAACGCAGCAGAAGCAGGCGCUCCAUUUCCUUCUCUAGCCAAGUAGCAGACGCCGCGCUCCCAUUCCUUCUCCCUCGGCAAGCACCACGCCGGUGCACCUGAUCCCAGAGCGCAGCCAUGUCCUCCCUGUACAAGCAGCUGGGCCUGGGCGCCGCCGGCUCGCCGCUCACGGCCUCCCACCUCCUCAUGCUCGUCCUCGGCGCCGGCUUCCUCGCCUUCACCGUCUUCGUCGUCCACCCCAACGACUUCCGCCUCCAGUCCUUCUUCUCCGGCGGCUGCCCCGGCUCCCCGCCCCACGACGCCGUCCUCUUGCCGGUCAAGCACGCCGACGCCACCACGCCGGCCAAGGCGCCGGUCGAGCACCCCGGCGUGCGCGUGCUGAUCGGCAUCCAGACGAUGCCGGGCAAGUACGAGCGGCGGCACCUGCUGCGGACCGUCUACGCGCUGCAGCUGCAGGAGCACCCCGCCCUCGCCGGCGCCGUGGACGUGCGCUUCGUCUUCUGCAACGUCACCUCCGCCGUCGACGCCGUGCUGGUGGCCCUGGAGAUCAUGCGCUACGGCGACAUCAUCGUGCUGAACUGCGCCGAGAACAUGGACGGCGGCAAGACGUACGACUUCUUCGCCACCGCCGCGCGCGCCUUCCCCGACGGCGCCUACGACUACGUGAUGAAGGCCGACGACGACACGUACCUGCGGCUCCCGGCGCUGGCGGCGUGGAUGGCCGGCGCGGCGCGGGAGGACGCGUACCUGGGCCUACAGAUGCCCUGCGACCGCGAGAACUUCUACCCGUUCCCGCCCUUCAUGUCCGGCAUGGGGUACGCGCUGUCGUGGGACCUGGUGCGCUGGGUGGCGCGGUCGGAGGUCAGCCGCCGCGACCGCGUCGGGCCGGAGGACAUGUGGACGGGGCGGUGGCUCAACGUCGCCGGCAAGGCCAAGAACCGGUACGACGGCGCCCCCAGGAUGUACAACUACCUGGGGAGCUCCCCGGCCAACUGCUUCCGGCACGGCUUCCGCCCGGACACCAUCGCCGUGCACAUGCUCAAGGACGCCGGCCGGUGGGCGGAGACGCUCGCCUAUUUCAACGCCACCGCCGCGCUGCCGCCGUCCGGCCUCUACCACCUGCCUUGAAACGGUCCUCGUUUUGCUUCUUGGCUCGACCCGGUCGGCAGUGUGCGUUGAAUUUGUGCGGGUGGUUGUGGUUGUUGGAUAAGAAGAGGAUAAUUUGACACGUCCAUUUGUACGUCAUACAUUGAUACAUACAUUCAUGGUGUCUGUCCA
Messenger RNA from Triticum urartu, 2024 nucleotides. Its product is annotated as beta-1,3-galactosyltransferase pvg3-like. Gene Ontology annotation, cellular component: membrane. The record is from RefSeq and is a predicted model, not a curated record. Gene Ontology annotation, molecular function: hexosyltransferase activity. NCBI's taxonomy places the organism in Eukaryota, Viridiplantae, Streptophyta, Magnoliopsida, Poales, Poaceae.